AUGAGGGAAGAAGAAAUCGAGAAGUUGAGAGGAGUGGUUAGAGAUUGCGUUAGCAAGCAUCUAUACUCGUCGGCGAUCUUCUUCGCCGACAAGGUCGUCGCCUUCACUUCCGAUCCCGCCGAUAUCUAUAUGCAAGCACAAGCCCUAUUUCUUGGUCGUCAUUACCGUCGUGCUUUCCACCUUCUCAAUGCAUCUCAGAUCGUCCUCCGUGAUCUUCGUUUUCGUUAUCUGGCCGCCAAAUGCCUCGAGGAACUGAAGGAGUGGGAUCAGUGUUUGCUAAUGCUUGGAGAAGCUAAGGUGGAUGAACAUGGAAAUUUUAGUGAUACCAAGGAUUCUAAUGUCAUGUACCUGGAUAAAGAUAGCGAAGAUCGUGAAAUUAAUAUAUCAUCAGCAAUAUGUUUUCUUAGAGGCAAGGCAUAUGAAGCUCUGGAGAAUCGUUCUCAGGCACGACAGUGGUACAAGGCUGCAAUUAGAGCUGAUCCUUUAUGCUAUGAGGCCCUGGAAUGUCUUACUGAGAAUCACAUGCUAACAUGUGAAGAAGAGAAAAGUCUUCUUUCAUCUCUGCAGUUUGCUCAAGAAGAUGGCUGGCUUUCUUCAUUCUAUUCAUGUUUAAUAAAAAAGUAUGAUAAAGCAAGUGUUGUUGAAGAGAAAUUCAAUGAACUUGAGCAAGAAGAUAUUAGCAUAAAACCGUCAAACCAGAACCUGAUUUGUACACUAAAAAACAACACAGAUCUUUUGGCAUGCAAAGCUGAAUACUACCAUCAAUGUGGUGAAUACCAAAAAUGCUUUGAAUUGACUUCAGUAUUGCUUGAGAAGGAUCCAUUCCAUCUUAAAAGUACCAUGGUUCAUAUAGCAGCUGCAAUGGAGCUUGGACACUCAAAUGAACUUUAUCUCAUGGCUUGCAACUUAGUCAAGGACUAUCCUCAAAAGGCGAUAUCAUGGUUUUCUGUUGGUUGCUACUACUAUUGUAUCAAGAAGUAUGAUCAGUCACGUCGUUAUUUCAGCAAGGCCACUAGCCUAGAUGGAACGUUUGCUCCUGGUUGGAUAGGGUAUGGAAAUGCUUAUGCAGCCAAAGAAGAAGGUGACCAAGCUAUGUCAGGUUAUCGCACUGCUGCUCGUUUAUUUCCUGGGUGUCAUUUACCUACUUUGUAUAUUGGAAUGGAGUACAUGCGUACACACAGCUUUAAACUUGCUGAUCAGUUUUUCAUGCAGGCAAAGGCCAUUUGCCCGUCGGAUCCACUUGUAUAUAAUGAACUUGGAGUUGUUGCAUAUCAUAUGAAACAGUAUAAAAAGGCAGUAUGGUGGUUCGAAAAGACUUUGGCUCACAUGCCAUCGCCAUUAAAUGAGAUGUGGGAAUCAACCGUCGUUAAUCUUGCUCAUUCUUUAAGAAAAUUAAAGAGGUACAGUGAAGCAAUCACGUAUUAUGAAAAGGCCCUUGCGCUGUCGACAAGAAGCUUAAGCACAUAUGCUGGUUUAGCAUACACAUACCAUCUGCAGGAUAAUUAUACUGCUGCAAUUACAUGCUAUCACAAGGCGUUAUGGAUUAACCCGGACGAUCAGUUCUGCACGGAAAUGUUGACGUUGGCCCUUGUGGACGAAAGCCGGCAAGGCGUUGAAUCGGAAACAUAUAUUUAAAUGAAAAAAUGUGUAUUAUUUGUUGGUAGGGUAGGACUAGGAAUGAGUUUGUAUGUUGUAUUAAAGCAAAACAUUCAUUCAACCAUAUAUAUAUUGAUGACUCCAGGAAAAAUAA
Messenger RNA from Cynara cardunculus var. scolymus (artichoke), 1750 nucleotides. Its product is annotated as anaphase-promoting complex subunit 6. The transcript has 16 exons. Lineage: Eukaryota; Viridiplantae; Streptophyta; Magnoliopsida; Asterales; Asteraceae. Gene Ontology annotation, molecular function: protein binding. The record is from RefSeq and is a predicted model, not a curated record. Bases 1 to 1635 code for a protein of 544 amino acids. Gene Ontology annotation, biological process: cell division.